Messenger RNA from Priceomyces carsonii, 1509 nucleotides. RefSeq lists its product as uncharacterized. The record is from RefSeq and is a predicted model, not a curated record. Gene Ontology annotation, molecular function: protein binding; mRNA binding. The transcript has a single exon. Gene Ontology annotation, cellular component: catalytic step 2 spliceosome. Bases 1 to 1509 code for a protein of 502 amino acids. Gene Ontology annotation, biological process: mRNA splicing, via spliceosome. NCBI's taxonomy places the organism in Eukaryota, Fungi, Ascomycota, Pichiomycetes, Serinales, Debaryomycetaceae.
AUGGUGACGAUGGGCUCAGUUAUCGAAGGAUACUCGUCAGACUCUGAGAGUGGCUUUGAAUUAUCGAGUCUGGCAAAUCCUUCUUUGGCUAAAUUUACCAAGAUACCUGAUGAUGUAGGUCAGCAUACUGAGUUGAAUGAAGUUGCAAUGAAAGAUAAUGCUAAAAAGAAUUUUGGGGGAGUAGCAGAACGCCGAUACUUUGAUGGCAUCUCAUCAAAGCUAGCAUCGGAUGACUUCAAGGACAAAAAGGUCAGUAAAGCUGAAAGCAAGAGAAUAAAAAGACGGAGAAUAAAUAAAAGGGAUCCUGAAGAUCUCAACUAUCUAGGUCCCUGGGCAAAACUGGAGUCAGAAGAAGAUGAAAAGAUUAUCAUAAAUGCAGAUAAGGAAGAUAUUAUAGUGGAGGAGAAUCGUGUCUCUCUGGAAGAAAAAGGAUACGUCUCCGAUAGCUCUAGUGAAGCUGAAGAUGACGAAGAAAAUACUAGUGAGUUUGUGGGAUCUUCUCAAUUUGAUUAUUUGGGAAGAUCAUAUAUGCAUGUGCCAAAGGACAUAGGAAUCAGCCUAACCAAGGAUGUUGGCUCUAUAGAAAAUUUUGUUCCCAAAAAAGUCAUUUAUACAUUCAAUGGACAUCUGAAGGGAGUAAAUAAACUAGAAUUCUUUCCCAAGUCUGGACAUCUUCUCCUUUCUGGUGGCAAUGACGGAAAAAUUAAGCUAUGGAGUCUAUAUGGGAAAAGGGAGUUACUUCGUAUCUACUCUGGGCAUGAUUUAAGUGUGAAGGACGUAACAUUCAAUAGCACUGGAACCCAAUUUUUAAGUUGCUCCUUUGAUAAAAGGAUAAACCUAUGGGAUACGGAAACAGGUAGAAUACUUAAGACUAUAAGAGUAAAAGCUACUCCAAAUGCAUUGAAAUUCAACCCAAAUAAUGAAAACGAAUUUUUAGUUGGAUUGGCAAAUCGUAAUAUUGAACACUAUGAUUUAACUUCAUCCGACUUACAAACCCCUAUUCAAGUGUACGAUCAUCAUUUAGGUGCAAUUAACUCACUUCUUAUAAUAGAAAAUGGGUCUCGGUUUAUGUCAACUUCGGAUGAUAAAUCUGUCAAAUUUUGGGAUUGGCAAAUUAAUAUUCCAGUAAAGUCUAUAUCUGAUCCUUCACUUCACUCGAUGCCAUGUAGUGCUAUUUAUCCUGGUUGUAAUUACAUUGCAUUACAAAACAUGGAUAAUUCUAUCAAAGUGAUUCAAGGACAUGGCAAAUACAGGUUUAAUAAAAAGAAGGUUUUCCGUGGACACAACGUAGCAGGAUACGGAAUUGAACUUGAUAUUUCUCCUGAUGGCAAGAUAAUUAUGAGUGGGGAUUCGAAAGGUAAUGGGUAUUUUUGGGACUGGAAAACAACCAAGCUAAUAAAGAAAUUGCCUGUAUCAAAUAAAUUGAUAAAAUGUAUUAGAUUCCACCCCCAGGAAUCUAGUAAAGUUAUAAUGGCUGGUGCUUCUGGAGAAAUAUUCUACUGUGAUUAA